Molecule: messenger RNA, 1572 nt
Organism: Aspergillus saccharolyticus JOP 1030-1
Lineage: Eukaryota; Fungi; Ascomycota; Eurotiomycetes; Eurotiales; Aspergillaceae
Product: cytochrome P450
Exons: 3
Coding region: 1-1572 (523 amino acids)
Molecular function (GO): iron ion binding; oxidoreductase activity, acting on paired donors, with incorporation or reduction of molecular oxygen; heme binding
Source: RefSeq, a predicted model, not a curated record
AUGGUAGUCUCUGCUGUGACCGCCGUCGCGACCGUCACUUGCGUUCUCGUCCUGAUCUACAAAUUAAUACUCUAUCCACUAUUUCUAUCACCAUUGUCUAGGAUUCCAAACGCCCAUUGGACAGCACCCAUAUCCCCCGCCUGGAUCAUCUGGAGAAGGUAUCGAGCUUUGAACAAUCGUACAAUCCAGGCGGCGCACGAGAAAUUCGGGCCUAUUGUGAGACUAGGCCCCUCUGAAAUCUCAAUCAAUUGCGUCGACGGUGGCAUAAAAAGUGUAUACACUGGGGGUUUCGAGAAGCAUGAAUGGUACCCACGGGUAUUCGGGUCUUUUGGUACCGUAAGCAUGUUCACAAUGACCGACAAUAAAGCCCAUUCCAGCCGCAAAAGACUGCUGUCCAACAUUUACAGCAAGUCCUUCUUACAGUCUUCACCACACAUCCACCUGAUCUCUGAGACAAUCAUGCUUGACCGUUUCCUGCCUCUGAUCCACGAAGCAGUUACAAGUAAUGCCGUGGUGGAUAUGCAUGAUCUGAAUCAAGGGCUGACCAUGGACUUCGUAUCCUCGUACCUCUAUGGACUGGCCAAUGGGUCCAACUUUCUGCAAGAUGCGGACUUCCGGCACAGAAUGUUGCAACUCUAUCAAUGCAGAAAGCCGUUUGAAUUCUACCAUCAAGAAGUUCCCGGCUUGCUGGCAUGGACCAAGAAAUUCGGACUUCGUCUAAUCCCUAAAUGGUGUGAUGAGGCCAACGAGGUACUGGACGCAUGGGGGCUGAGUUUCUGCGACAAGGCGGACGAAUGCAUGGCAUCCACCAAGCUGGAGACUGAACCGAUGGUAUACAAGCACCUCAAGCAAGGUAUUUUGAAGCAGCAGAAAGCCGCUGGGCUAUCAGACGCAGACCCAGAGAAGCAAAAGUGCGAGAUCGCCUGUGAGCUGUACGAUCAUCUGACAGCCGGCCACGAGACUAGUGCCGUGGCUUUAACCUACCUCUUCUGGGAGCUUUCAAAGCAUCCGGAGCUACAGCGAGAGCUCCGGGAAGAGCUCCUGACCCUUGAGCCAAGGCUCACCUACCCUCGUCCUGACGCAUCACGAGCCCUUCCAUCCCCAAAGUCAAUCGAUGCUUUACCUCUCCUCGAAGCCAUCGUCACGGAAACACUGCGCCUGCAUGCCCCGAUACCGGGCAUCCAACCUCGCGUGACGCCGUCUCCAAGCUGCACGCUUGUAGGUUUUGACAACAUCCCCGCAAAUACGCGGGUGAACGCACAAGCCUACUCGCUCCACCGCAAUCCCGCGGUCUACCCGGAGCCUGAGUCAUGGGAGCCGAGGCGGUGGCUGAAAGACCAGAAUUCGGCCGCCGAGCUGGAGGAGCGACGACGGUGGUUCUGGGCUUUUGGCAGCGGGGGACGGAUGUGUGUGGGCAGUAACCUAGCCCUACAAGAAAUGAAACUGGCUGUGGCAGCCAUUUAUACGAACUUCACGACUUCUGUUGUCAACGACGACGACAUCGAGGCGAUUGAUGCUUACACCGUGAAGCCUCGAGGCGAGAAGUUGAUUUUGCGCUUCGAGAAUGCCUGA